AUUCCCUGUUCUUUUCAGUUACAAAUAAGCGAGAUUUAACGUGUAGGUUUAUCAACUUUGUUGUUGCGGAGUAAGCGGACCAGCAGCUGACGGCGACAGUUUGACAGAUCGAAAGUAUUGUUAUUCAGCCAAGUCAUGGCAACAUACCAAGAAUUCAUCCAGCAAAAUGAGGAUCGAGAUGGGGUACGAUUCAGCUGGAAUGUAUGGCCAUCGAGUAGACUGGAGGCUACAAGGAUGGUAGUUCCUCUCGGAGCUUUAUUCACACCACUCAAAGAGAGAUCAGAUCUACCAUCGAUUCAGUAUGAUCCAGUUUUGUGUACAAGACCUUCAUGCAGAGCUAUUCUGAAUCCUUUUUGCCAAAUUGACUACAGAGCUAAGUUGUGGACUUGUAACUUCUGUUACCAAAGAAACCAGUUUCCACAGCAGUAUUCCUCAAUAUCAGAAGCGCACCAGCCUGCCGAGAUUAUCCCUCAAUUCUCAACAAUUGAGUAUACAAUUACAAGAGCAACUUGUCACCCUCCCAUAUAUCUGAUAGUUCUGGACACAUGCAUGGAAGAAGAAGACCUUCAAGCCUUGAAGGAGUCCCUGCAGAUGUCGUUAAGUUUACUUCCUCCAAAUGCAUUGAUUGGUUUGAUAACUUUUGGCAAGAUGGUACAGGUUCAUGAGUUAGGCAGUGAGGGUGUCUCCAAGAGUUACGUCUUCAGAGGAACCAAGGACCUCAACGCCAAGCAGAUACAAGAGAUGUUGGGAAUUGGACGGGGAGGACAUCCACAACAAACGCGACAACAAAAUCCACAACAAGCACAGCAGCUACCAAUGAACAGAUUUUUACAGCCAGUACACAAAUGUGACAUGAAUCUCACUGAUCUACUGGGAGAGCUUCAACGUGAUCCUUGGCCUGUAGCUCAGGGCAAGCGUCCUCUCCGAUCCACUGGAGUUGCCCUGUCCAUUGCUGUUGGAUUAUUGGAGUGCACAUUCCCUAACACUGGAUCAAGGAUCAUGUUGUUUGUCGGUGGACCGUGUACACAGGGCCCCGGUAUGGUUGUUGGAGAUGAGCUGAAACAUCCAAUCCGUUCUCACCAUGACAUUGAAAAAGACAAUUGCAAAUACAUGAAGAAAGCUAUGAAGUUCUACGAGUCACUGUCUAACCGAACAGCUGCAAACGGCCAUGUUAUUGAUGUGUUCAGCUGUUGUCUGGAUCAAACUGGCCUGUAUGAAAUGAAAUUCUGCCCAAAACAUACAGGUGGUCACAUGGUAAUGGGUGAUUCUUUCAACACAUCACUGUUUAAACAGACUUUCCAGAGAGUUUUCUCCAAAGAUAGCAAAGGAGAAUUCAAGAUGGGAUUUGGAGCUACUCUGGAAAUCAAGACGUCAAGAGAAGUGAAGGUGUCUGGGGCCAUUGGUUCGUGUGUUUCUCUUGGGAUGAAAGGUCAAUCGGUAUCUGACACCGAGAUUGGACUUGGUGGAACUUGUCAGUGGAAACUGUGUGGCGUAUAUCCCAACAGCACAGUGGGAAUCUUUUUUGAAGUUGUCAAUCAGCAUAAUGCACCUAUCCCACAAGGUGGUCGAGGGUAUAUCCAGUUUAUAACACAGUAUCAACAUUCUAGUGGCCAGAGACGAGUCAGAUGUUCCACAGUUGCAAGAAACUGGGCAGAUGCCAGCACAAACAUACAGCACAUAUCGGCUGGAUUUGACCAGGAGGCUGCAGCAGUGCUGAUGGCCAGAAUAGCGGUGUACAGAGCCGAAACGGAUGACGGGCCUGAUGUUUUACGCUGGCUUGAUCGGAUGCUUAUCAGGCUGUGUCAGAAGUUUGGUGAUUACCACAAAGAAGAUCCCAAUUCUUUCAGAUUUUCCGAGAACUUUUCCUUGUACCCACAGUUUAUGUUUCAUCUUCGACGAUCACAGUUCUUGCAAGUUUUCAACAAUAGUCCUGAUGAAACUUCAUAUUACAGACAUAUGCUGAAUGUUGAAGACCUUACCCAGUCACUAAUCAUGAUACAGCCAAUUCUGUAUGCAUACUCCUUUCAUGGACCACCUGAGCCGGUUCUUCUUGACACGAGUAGCAUCCAGGCAGACAGGAUUCUGUUGAUGGACACAUUCUUCCAGAUUGUCAUCUAUCACGGCGAGACAAUAAACCAGUGGAAGAAACAGGGCUAUGAUGACCUUCCUGAGUACGCAAACUUCAAGCAGUUGCUGCAGGCUCCUGUUGAUGAUGCUCAAGAGAUUCUGCAAACCCGUUUCCCUAUGCCACGUUACAUUGUUACAGAGGCAGAAGGAUCACAGGCACGAUUUUUGCUAUGGAAGGUUAACCCAUCACAGACACACAACAACAUGUAUGGAUGGGGUCAGAUUAUCAGUACAGGAGGCCCAGAGGAUGCUGGUUCCCCAGUUUUGACAGACGAUGUCAGUCUUCAGGUGUUCAUGGAUCAUCUGAAAAAACUUGCAGUGUCCAGUUCAUCAUGAUUAGUAACGACAUUGAUGUAAAAAAGAAAAAAGAAAAAAAAAGACAGUUCAGAAUGGAACACACAAAUUACAAUUUAACAAGGACAAUUCUAGGAGGAAAUAGAAGAAUGUGAGGAAUCAAAGAUACAUUUAUUCCAUUCAGUUGACUUCAGAGAGUAAUUUAACACUAAAACAAAGAUAUUAUUACUGGUUUCAUAUUAAUAUCGGUAACAAGUAGAAAAUGAUAUCCACAAAACUGUGUCCCGAUGUUUUAAUCACGGUGCCCAAGAAAUUUGUUGCGUAUCGACUAUUUGCUUUCUGCAUGUGUUGUGUAAUUUUAUCAUUUUAGGACCUACCUAUGAAUGUAAUGCUUCGCUUAUAAAAAAAAUUACACACAACAUAUAAAAUAUCCUAUUUCUUGGUGUAAAUAAAUUUUAUUUAUAGUUC
Molecule: messenger RNA, 2889 nt
Organism: Gigantopelta aegis
Lineage: Eukaryota; Metazoa; Mollusca; Gastropoda; Neomphalida; Peltospiridae
Product: protein transport protein Sec23A-like
Exons: 21
Coding region: 136-2463 (775 amino acids)
Biological process (GO): intracellular protein transport; COPII-coated vesicle budding; COPII-coated vesicle cargo loading
Cellular component (GO): endoplasmic reticulum exit site; COPII vesicle coat
Molecular function (GO): zinc ion binding; GTPase activator activity
Source: RefSeq, a predicted model, not a curated record